GGAACAAUGCAUGCAAGUUUCGCCUCCCGUUGGCCCCCCAUCUUCUCCUUCUUGUCCAGAAGAAGCAAAGUGGAGCAAGUAGCAUGGAUUGAAGGAGGAUGGAACGAUCAUGGGAGGAGAAUGGAAGGAUGGCAGCUGUUUUGAAAGGCAAGGCUUCAGAAAAGGAGAUUCUUUGGCGCUAGCUUCCUGCUGAUGCUCCAGUGCGGCCUGCAUUUGUGAGCUGCCAAUUGCCAGAGUGGAGCCGAUGGUGUGAGCUCAAGCGGACUCCCACUGUUCAAAGCAUUUAUACUUGUAAAACCAGGGUUUCAUAAUUAGGUCCAGCUUCCUUCAAAGCAAGCUGUAACAUGUCUUUACCCCACUCUUGGAUUCCGAGACUUGAGGAACUAGGCACGGCGGUCAAAGGCGCCGCUUACCUUGUGGAGGCGGAGGGGGGUGAGCAAGGGCGGGCUGCAGGAAAAGCUGCGGUCGCCGUCAUCCGGGCGACCAACGCCAAGCUGGCGGCACUUGAAGAGGAGUGCCGGAAGUUUCAACGGCUAUAUGAGGACCUGAGCAAGGGCGUUCGAAGGUACGCAGAGGCUCAGAUGGAGGAGGCUGCAGCAGCGAGGCGCGCUGAUGAGGAGCACCGAGAGGAGAUGCAGUCCAUGGUGGCGGCGAUGGCGAUACUAAGAAAGGAACUAGAGCGGGCAGCAAAAGACAGUGCGGCAGUCAGGGCAGCGGCGGCAGAGGCCUCCACCGAAGCGAGAGUAAAAGCGGAAGCGGCCGAGAAGUAUCGCCAGCAGUACGAAGCGGAGCUCCAGCGGCGCCAGGAACUAGAGAUGGCGAACAUCAAGAUGGCGCGUGAGGCGCUGGCGGUGCCAGAGAAGCUCCGCGCAUUCGAGCGCGAGUGCGCGUCGCUGAAGCAGACGGUGGCGGUUUUGGAGGAGAAGUGCCGGCUGAAAGAGGCUACGUUCGUCGACGCUGACGAUAGGGCUGCGAAGCUUCAGAGCGAGCUGUUAGAAUGGCGAAAGAAGGGACUGGCCCUGGAGUUGAAGCUGAAGGAAGAGACGGAGGAGAAGCUGGUUGUGCAGCGACUCCUCGAACUAGAAAGGUCUCGAAAAGUCGCAAGGGACGGAAACGUGCGACGAGAGCUGAGUCCCGUGGCUGCCGCCGUCGGGCGACUCACGACCACUUCCGAGCGCCAAAAGGCGCCCGGCAACAAGCAGCCUUUCUCUCACCCCGGCCUGACGUCAGAGCAUUCUGCGGGCAAACUACGGGGAGCAUUCGAUGCCAACCGUCCUCCUUUCAAACCUAGCGGCAACCCUACUUCGCCCACAAAGACAGGGCCUCCCUCCAAAUCAAACCCAGACUACCAUUUCCCGGCUGCAGCAGAACCGAGCCUCAAAAGCCGAGCGGAUAAAAUUGGCCCCAUCAGUGCAGUACCAGACAAGGGGCCCAGAAGCGACCUCGAAAACGCCCCCCUGACAGACGAGAACCGCCCAGGGGAUCCCCCGGGGGCUCUGCAGCGCGAGGUGGAGAGAGCGGUUAUGGAAGCGCUCCGGGCCGCAGAGGAGCGGUGCGAUCGGGCGGUGGCGGCGGCCGAGGCGCGGGGGAAACAGGCGCUCGCGCAGGCGGAGCUGGACCGAGAGAGGGCGGUCAGGGUGGCGACCAUGGAUCUGGAGGCGCGGCUACGGAAGGAGUUUGCUGGGGAGAAGCGCGCCAUAGCGGAGACGGCUGCUGCCGAAGCGAUGGAGGCCGCUGUGGUGGCCGCAGUGGAGGAGCAGGAGUCUCUGCACCGCCAAAUCGAUCAGCUGCAGGCCGCCGUCCGGCGGUACAAGUCGGGCGUCCGAAGCGAAUCCGAGCCCGUCCGAACCGCGUCCGGCAGUAAGGCACACGUGGCAGCCGCUCGGAGGCAAGCCGUGCUGAAGCGGGUGCCGCUAAUGGUGAGGAAAGAUGGGAGGACUGGGGUCGGGAACGGAACGGAAGGAGGGAGUGUAAGCGGAGCGGAAAAGCGAACGGAAACGGAAAUGCAAAGCAGGGGUACGGGUCAGAAUCCCAGAGUCGUCGUUACUGAGGUCUUCAGGAAAGGGAGCUCGGGAGAAGAGCCGGUGAAACAGGGAGCGAGGCCAAGGCGGGAGGAGCUAUUUCAGCGGUCGGAUAGCCUCGCCAACGAAAACGAACGGCUGAGAAAAGCUCUCGACAAGUGCGUCGCUGGGCGGCUUGUUCGCGACAUCGGUCAAACUGUUCAGGCAACGAACGGCGAUGCGACGCUGAGUCCCAGGGGGAUGGCGUACGUCCAGUCAGAUGACGACACGUGGGACUCGGACGGGGAGCUUUCCGGACGGUUCCUGCGAGCUGAGGCUUCGGACACCGUUGUGAGCGGUGCGGGGACAGGCGCCCGCGCGGCAAGGAGAGGGCGGGAGAUUGAGCAGAGUCCCUCUCUUGGAGAGGGCGACCAGACGGGCCGAGAUCAGGGCAGCGCUGGUCGCGGGAAGAAGGGUAACGGAGAGGGCGCAAUCUCCCCCGCAGAGAGAUCACCUGUGAGAAAUACCUGCCGGGUCAGUCGUGGCUUAGCGCUAUCUACCACGUUUCCGGCCGUGAAAAUACAGGAAGCUUCGUUCUGA
Messenger RNA from Klebsormidium nitens, 2600 nucleotides. NCBI's taxonomy places the organism in Eukaryota, Viridiplantae, Streptophyta, Klebsormidiophyceae, Klebsormidiales, Klebsormidiaceae. The record is from the annotation of a GenBank genome assembly.